CUUUUGUAACACUUUCAGUUUUGCUUCCUCUUUAAGCAUUUUUAAUGUUUUUAAGUUUUGACACCCGAUUGUAGGACUCAUGUAGAACUUUAACCAUGUUCUCAAAUCUUCUGCUGCUGUUUUGCUUCAUCUAUUACAGUGGAACUCCUCGUGCAGGAACUAAACUUGUACAUGUUACAGGAAAAAAGGGAGACAGCGUCAUCCUGCCAUGUGAAUUUAAGGCCAGACAGAUUUCUCAUUAUCAUUUAAGCAGUUGGUCAAAAAUGAUCUAUGUUUGUCAGAGUGAAGAAUGUGAGAGUGAAAAUGGCCGAGUAUUUAAACAAGGAAACUGUAACGUCGUCAUCAAGAAUCUGAUCUUCAGUGAUGCAGGGAAAUAUGUUUUGAGAGUCUAUUACAAUAAUGCUCAGUUAAUGCUGGAGCGACUAACUCUGGAGUACUAUCUUCAUAUUCAGGAUGAGAUUUCUGUGACAAUUGGUGAGAAACUGAAGUUGGAUGUUCUGUUGACCAAUACUAAAAAAGUUGUGCAUCAAAACAAAAUCAACACAGAGUGGAUGGUGGUCUGGAAGAGAAGAGGUGGGGUCAAGAAUGAUCAACUGACGGUCAGUGAUGGAAACCUGACCAUUAAUGCAUUAACAGUCAGUGAUGCAGGAACAUACAGAGCUCUGGAUUUUGAUGAUGAGAUCUUGAUAACAGUGACAGUCACAGGAUCCGGUACAGACUCAAAGGGAAACCACACAGAUGAUGACAAAACUGAUGUCACUCUCCAAGUUCCUGUAAUGAAUUGGAUUUUGAGUGUUGCAAUGUGUUUGUUUGCGGUUCUGCUGGGUCUGGCUGUGAUUAUACUUGUCACCAGGAAACCAAUUUCUGAACAGGAAAGUGGAAAAUGAUUCCCCCCAGGGGAUCACAAUGUAAUAAACUGCAAUGGGCUUAAAUUUGUUCCUUUGUUCCAAAUAAAUAGCUUAUGAUCCACAAAUAAAUGUAAAGUGAUUCACAUGGAGUUCCUGUACAUUUGUAAAUUGGUUUGUGAAUUUCUGCAUGCAUUUGUGGAUUUUGAAACAUUUCCAGUGUCAAAUCCAAAAAUGGGUGAAUUGUAGACUCACUGUCUACUUAAGCCAAUCAGAUAACAGGCACGAUGCACUGACCAGUCAUAGCUAGGAAGUGUACGGUUCAUAAAAAUUGGUACAGUAAAAUAUUUUUUAAAUGUGAAUUUCGUUGGAUCAUUAAAUUGUGUAUCAAGGCAAGCCACAGUAUUUCACACAGUAUAAACAUACAAGUUUGUGUAAUAAAUUUCUGUCACACAAUAGGCACAGUGUUUCCCCAGUGUUACUUAGUUUUACCUUGUUAAACUAAAUGGUCUUAUGUUAUUUAUCUUUUUUACAUGACCGCAUUUCAGUUCUGUCUUUACAUAAAUGCACGUCUACAAUUUCUCCAUGAAAAUGCGGACUGGAUCAUAAAAACUGAAUUUACCCUAUAUCGCGGAAUGCAAUGUAUUUCAUCCAUUUUUGGAUGAAUAAAUCAAAAUUGAGUCUGUCACUUAAUUUGAAUCGUGAUAUGGACCAUUUUUCGCUAGGCCAUUUUUAGGGGGGCUAUAUCUGGAGUGGAUGGUGGGUGGAGUCAUCUAUAUGUGGAUUUUUCUUGCACAUCUUUACACUAGAAAUGUUUUGAAAUCAGCAAA
This is a messenger RNA of Labeo rohita (rohu), 1675 nucleotides long. RefSeq lists its product as uncharacterized. Bases 96 to 887 code for a protein of 263 amino acids. The transcript has 7 exons. The record is from RefSeq and is a predicted model, not a curated record. Lineage: Eukaryota; Metazoa; Chordata; Actinopteri; Cypriniformes; Cyprinidae.